Grammomys surdaster is the source of this 540-nucleotide messenger RNA. RefSeq names its product serine protease inhibitor kazal-like protein, minor form. The transcript is spliced from 4 exons. The record is from RefSeq and is a predicted model, not a curated record. Lineage: Eukaryota; Metazoa; Chordata; Mammalia; Rodentia; Muridae. Gene Ontology annotation, molecular function: protein binding. The coding region runs from base 1 to 270 and encodes 89 amino acids.
AUGUCUUCAACAUGGAUCAAAUUUCUUUUUCUUCUGACUUUGGUACUUCUUAAUUUUGGUGUGCAUGUGUUCACAUAUGCCAUGUUGAAGUCAGAGAACUACUUUUAUGACUUGCCAAAUUGCUCUCAGUAUACGAAUAUGAAAAACUGCAGCAAAGCCCUGAAACCAAUUUGCGCAGAUGAUCGAAUCUCCUAUUAUAAUGACUGUCACUUCUGCAUAGAAAAACAAAAGAAAAAACUUAAAUAUAGAUAUCAUGGUAUUUGUACUUAAAAAUAAUGGUUUCAUGAUGGUUCACACAAUCAAGUAGAAUGUUCUCAACCAGGGCCUUAAAUUCCUAAUCAACAAAUGAAGUCGUCUAUGAUUCAUAAUGUGGAAAAGAGAAGACUGAAGAAUCUUUCCAAUGUCAACUUGAGAUUGAAUGAUUUUAUUUUCAGUGAUUUGAUGGUGAUAUGAAUACCUACUUUCUUAAUUUUUGUCUUACAUUACAUAAACUGUGAGUUUUAAUCAUAUAUGUUCUAAUAAAUAAAUAAAAUGUUUGAU